GCGUUGCACAUGUUCGUAUUUUUUGCAUAUAAAAGUUCAAAUAUAUUGAAAGAUUGGCCAAUUAUUGGCACAAAAUACUUUAGAAUAAUAAAUGUUCACAUUUUAUACAAAUGUAAAAUACGUAAGUCGUGUUUGCUUCAAAACUUGUUUGCCUGAAAAUAUGCGCUGUGAAAAUAAAUUGUGAAUGUAAAUCUUGUAAUUUACGUCAAUUCGCUGCGUAAUUUGACUGCAGACUCGGUUUUAAAUAAAAUAAAAUAAAAUAUGGAUGAAGCGAAGAAGCAAUUUUUAAAAUCACCAACAACAAUGCCAACUUCUGGGCAGGGCCAAGCCGAAAACAACAAAAUUCCAAUGCCGUCGUCUACGCCGUCGUCUGCACAGUCACUUGAUAAAGGAGGAUCAUUGCCUAGACGAAUCAUCAAUCAAAUACCAUUAGAUUUUAAAAAACUAAAAGAUGCAGGCUUGCAUAGAAAACUGGCAGAGGCAUUAAGCAAACAAAAUGUGCUUGGAACAAAAAGUAUUGCAUCAGAAACGACAAAAGUGUCACCAUCAAAGUCUGCAAUUCUGCCCACAGCUGCGCCGACAAAUGCGACAACGCCUGCAGCACAUACACAAACAAGCAUACAAGAAAAGCAACACCACGAGGAACAGAAUGCUGCAAGCCAUAUCGCGAAUAAUAAACUGAUAUCUAGAAUUGAACAAUCGUCACAUAUUAAAAGACUAAUAAAAAAUAAAAUUCUGAACAAAUCCGCAAAAUCGGAACCACAACAGCAGCAGAAACGGGAGCAAUGCCAGCCGCCAGCCGCUACGCCAAGGACAGCACCGACAAGCUCGGGAACUAUAAGCCGUUCUGGCCAGUCAAGCGGCUUCUCAGUGCCCAUAGCCAAAGCCGACUUAACGGUGCGUUCCCAUCCGCCGUUGUUGCUCAAUCUGGUGAAUCAAUUGCCCAGACAUCGUGCAAUGUGUGGAGGUAUAUCGCAAAACAGGCAAUCAUCGCCAGCACGAGCGCCAGAAAUAGAUACUUCAAUAAAUCGAGUAUCUUCACCAGCAAUAUCAGAAGUUCGAACAGUAUCAACCUCAACAACAUCAAAAUCUCCGCCGCCGCUGAUUGUACUGGAGAACAAGGUGUUGACCCCUGAAGAGAAAAUUGAUUUGAGGGCUUUGCGGUUGCCAAAUGGCAAAUCAACGGCAGUUCCGACGACUUCAGCAUCUACUGUAGCGGACUCUGAACAUGCAGAUAAGGAAAAAACAGCAGUCAAGAAGCCCAGUGCUCCGAUCAAGAAGAUCAUACUGAAUGUGAAUAAACUAAAAUUGCCACGUGAGCGAAUUUCUCAACUGGCCAAAGAAGUGCACAAGCAAGCAAUGCAGCAUGUACAGCAGCAAAAGCUGCCCAGCAUAGACAAUCAAGCUGUAAAACCAGUGCAAGGUUCAGUUGCCAGCAAUAUCGAAACUGUACCGCCUACGAAAGAGACUUGUGCAUCUUCCAAUGCUCCAGUCACUACAACUUCCACAAGUACUAAACCUUCCUCAUCUGCAAUGCCUUCAUCGCUGAUAGAUCCAGUUAUUAAAACGAUACCUACUCCGAUGAUUUCUUUAUCAUCAUCAGCUCCGUUGAUAACUUCAGUCACAAGUAAAAAACCUUCCUCGUCACUUAUAAUAGCUUCCUCGGUAAUAACUCCUAAGUGCAUUAAACUUGAUUUAUCAUCAGAAGUCGCCGCCUCUUCCAAAAUUCCGGCUUCUACAAAUAUAGAAUCCGCAUCUCUAAUAACUCCAAGCAUUGACACUUCAACGAGUCCAAUAACACUUUCCUCACCAGACAAGGCCACCAAAGGAGCAACAAAUAAGACAAUUAUCGAGAUUAGCUCGCCAUCAUCGACUUCAGAGCGUUUGUCAUCACCGCUACCAUCAUCAGCCCCACCAUCUUCAUUAUCGACGUCACCAGAGGUUAACGAGUCACCAAGCCAUGAACUGUCUGCCGUGGAUUUCAUAGCACAACUGACUGCAACUGACGAUGGCGAUUCAAAUAACUAUUUUGAGCUGUCUCCAGAGGAGAUGAGUUUGAAUGCCAAAUUUGGCAAUUGUCAAUCUUCAAUUCCACCUCCACCUGCCCAAAAUACAAAACCGGAGGAUGAUUUGGCCAUAGGCAAGAUAUUACAACUGCAGGAUAUGGAUAUUUUGCAUGCCACAUUAAAUGUGAAUGGCAAAGAACCGAAUGUCUUAUCUAUAAGUCCAAAUGCAACGAUAGUGGAGAGCAGCGCGAGUACAACAGAUACUGAAACUCCCGCCAAUGAUAGCAAUAACGAAGAACAGUCAGACAUUGUCAAGCUUAAACCUAUGAAAGUACCAUCGCAGGAACCUGUGUAUACCAAUCCAAAAAAGAAUUAUGCUUUAUCGAAACCCCCAGCUGUAGUAGAACCAGAGUCUUCUGUGGAUGAGACGCCCAAAUCGAAAAUGAUUUCAGUGUCUGAGACUAAGGUUGAAUUACAUGGAGUGGAAGAAAAAAAACAGAUUGCUAAGCCGAUACCUUACAAACCCAAAAAGGGCAAAAUCAAUUUGGUACAACGUAAUAAAAAACCAACUGUUUCUAAGCCGAAUGAGAGUAUAGGAAAGAAUUUAGCUGAUGAGCAAUUAGGUACAUCUAAUAUGGUUAUUUCAUCCGAUAGUACAGAGCUGAAGGAUGCACAGUCUGCUCAGAAUUUAAUGAGCGAAUCCCUUGAAGAUGUGACUGACAGUAAACUACAAUCAAAGAAUGAUUUAAAUCAAAACGUAUCCAAUAUAAAUCCCGCUGAAGUGGAAAAUAAAAGUGAACAACCAAAAAUAACUAUAGCUGAAAAAGAAAUAGCAACAGAUAAUGGAGUCAAGAACAGCAUAGAAAAUUUGACCAGCACAUCAGGUGAUAAAACUGAGAUCUCAAAUAAAACAGAACGUGUGAUAGCUGAAGAUGGUGAGGACGUAAAUAAGGUUGAUACUGAACCGAUUCAAGAAAAAGACCUAUCGCAGCUAUAUCAUCCACCUAAGAUGUCAAAGCUUAAGUCUGUCAAAUCAAACAAAAAGGAUAACCAUAAUGGGACAGUUCAUGAGGCAGCUAAUUCGGCCUCCACACAACCAUCAGCUGUAUCACUUUUCGAUGCUGUGAAGCAAAAGCAACCUCCGCCACAAGAAGCAUUGGGAAUCCAAAAUCUUGUAACUCACUUGGCGGCAGAGAAAGUGGUGACGUGCAGCAAUGAGGUCAAGCCGGAGUCGACAGCUAAACUGCCUAGAAAGAAGCUACUGAAAACACGACCGGUGCUGACCGUCAAGAGACCUGCAAAAGCUGCCCAAGCAAAGGCAGCCGCAUCCGAGAAAGCGGAAUCCCUAAAUGCAAUGAAGAGACCACUUCAUGUGGAGAGCAACUCAAAUGGGGCCAAUCGAACAAAAACUUCCAGCACCAGUGACGACGAUGGUGACUUUUUUCAUGGAUUCGAAGAGAAAUCGAGCAGUAAACGUGUCAAGCAUUCCAAGGCUAGAGAAACGGACAUAAGUGAUGAUGCCUCGCCGGACUAUGAUGAGACCGAAGAAGAAUUGCUGACCAAUAAACCAAAGACUGAAUCUGUUAUUAAUAAUAGUGUGACUAAUGAAUCGAUUGACCAGGAAGCGGACGCAGAAACCAAUUGUCAACAAGACGUCGUUCCAACUGAGCCAGUCAUGAAGGAGUCAUUGAAGCGAAAAGCAUCUAAGCGGAACUCUAGGGCGCAGGACGCUGGAUUAGAAACUGAGCCGAAACGUGCCCGUAGGAGUGUGAAAGGAAAAGACGCGAAAAGCAGCUCGGGGUCGACCGUAAACGUCAAAAGUCCCAAAUCAAAGGAUGUGAAUCCCUCUACAGAAGCCAUGGAAAUUGAAAAUAUCAUGGAAAUAAAUGCGCCGGAUGAAGCUGUAACGAAUGAACCAGCUCCAGUUACGAGAAGACGAGGUCGGCCGCCGAAAUCCUGCUCGCUAAGUACACCAAAAGCCAAAAUACAAUCGGAAGAUAUUAACAGCACACCGACGCCAAAGCGCCGUGGUCGCAAACCCAAAGAAAUGGAAGUCAAUGAUAGUCCUGAGUCCUGCAAGAAAGUCAACGACUACUACAUGCGACUUCUACUCAUACGCAAUCGAUCGCAAUUGGAGAGCGACGAAGAGUUGCGAGAGGAUGGCCGAGGUGAGGGCGAUAAGCAGUGUGGCUUGUGUCUCGUGCGCUGUAACAGUGCAACCUGGCAGUCGCAUAUCGCAGAGCACUACGGCGUUGGCUGGUCUAUCGAGGAACCUCCUCCGCUGCUCACUCGCAACAACGUGGCGAAAAUGAUUAAAACUUAUAUGGAUGGGGGCAAGAAGGGACUGAGUUGUCGUCUAUGUAAAGUUCAACUGUAUUCCGCCAUGGGUCUGUUAAUCCACUUGGAAGGUUGUGGUACCAAGCAGCGCAUAGUGUGUGAGCACUGCAACGGUAGUUAUACCAAGCUAUCCUUUGCGACGCACAGUCGCACCUGCAGUAAACGUGUGGCAGUGCAAAGUGAAGAGGAGCCGGCAGCUGAGGCAGCACCAGAAGAAGACAAUUUGCCAGUGUACAGCAAUACAGGUCGCGCCAAGCGCAAGUCCACCUUGAAGGCUGAAACCAAGUUGGAGAAGAUUGCAAGUCAAACAGAAAAUAUCAAGGAGACCGAUGGUGACGCAUCCGACUAUGAAAUUACCGCGGAUAAAGAAUCAUCUGAUGAUGAAGACGACGAGUCCGAAGUCUCGAGUAUAAGUGAUGAACCUGCUAAAAUAUUGCCCAAAAGAGAAAAUGCUUUGCGUGGUCGCAUUAAUGUUAAAAAAGAGAUGAAGGAGCGCAGCAAUUAUUUUAUCCAAAACAAUUAUGCCAAAGACACUUUGUACCCGCAUUUACUGCCCCGAUAUGAAAAGCUUUCGCCUGCCGAUGCCGAAGAACUGUUGCCAUCUAUGGAGUCCACUUCCAUGCGUUACGCCUAUGGCGGAGAGCAUGAGAACGACUGGAUGCAUUUGAGGCCACAGGAGGGCUUUCAAAGAGAGGAUGAGUCAGUCUGCUAUCUUGGCACCCCUAUAAAAGAGCUUGCAUGGGUGCCUUUACCAUCGCACGUAAAGACACAAUAUUUGUUAUGCUCCCAACGCAAUAAGGUGCUCGGUUAUUCCCGCCAACAUAGGGACAAACCGGAGAAAGCAUUACUGUUCCUGCUCGAAUGCAAAAUGUCGCCAGGUUGUGACGACAACGUCUUUCCACUGCAGAUUCGAGUGCAUUAUGGUAUAUGUGUGCCAGAAGGACCGGUGCAUAGCAUAGCAUUUAUGCCUAGCGGCGGCUACGAUGAAUCUAUAAACCGAUUGGGUUUACUUGCCGUGGGCAGUGCAUUGGGUACAAUUAUUUACGCGCUGCCAUUAUGCCUUAAGCACGAGAGGGGCCAUACGAAUAAACAAACUGAUGUUAUUGUUUUGCAACCGGUACUUACACUUAGUUUGGAUAUAGAUAAUCCCGUACAGGAUGCGUGCACUAAAAUAUGUUGGUCUGAAAGUUCUGGUCACGGUUUGAUAGUGAGUGGAUACGUCAGUGGAAACGUGGCAUUUUAUGACAUUUCGGACGACCAAGGACUGAAUUACAUGGAGCGUAAUGAUCAACGUUACUGUGUACCUGCUCAUUUCUUUUAUUUUGGCGAAAAAAAUAUAUUUCUUCUCGAACUGCACUAUGACUCGAAUGGAGUGCGUUGGUUGGUUGUUGGUACCACGGUGCGUAAGCUAUGGGUCUAUGACAUAGCAAACUUGUCGCAGCCGUUGCCAAUUACUGGUGACACUGUGUGCAAUAUGUAUUUGGGCGGCCUUGCCUGGUCUCCUUUGUGGGAGACUCUGGUCGUUGGAUGCAGCGAAGUUUAUAAAGCUCAGUUUCCACGCUUGCUAACGCUAAAUCCAUCGGGAAUGCAUUUUAGUCACGCGACGUUUGAUAUAACGUUGAGUAGUGCCCGUUCAGUGCAUUUCAAUUGGGAGCACUUGACAUUAGUUGUUGGGACGGAUAACGGAGAUGUGGACAUCUUGUUUUGCGAUCACUUAAAUUUGCCACAAAGACGAUCGAGGGACUGUCGCGUCGUAUCGACAAUGGAUGUGCGUCGCUUGAACGACAGUGCAGAAUUGAAUUCGGUUACCCCAGAAGAAUUUAAGCAAGACUACGGUUUGAUCCUCAAGCCCCUUAGAAGGGUUGCUCAGAAGCAGAAGAAGUCAACUUAUUUAAACAUAAAGAGACUACCAAAUUUUGAUCUGUUAAACCUUAUGCGCCUCAAUUCUGUACGAUGGAACUGGAAUGCUGAAGCACGUAACUGGGUGGCCGUUGGUGCUGAGCAUGGCUUACUUCGUAUAAUCAAUUAUGAUGCGGAUAAAAAAUAUAAAUAUUUUUGAUAUGCCCACUAUUGAGAUUUUAGUUGUAACAGGUAAUUUUGUUGAUAUUAUAAGAGUA
Messenger RNA from Drosophila navojoa, 6460 nucleotides. RefSeq lists its product as uncharacterized. The record is from RefSeq and is a predicted model, not a curated record. Gene Ontology annotation, cellular component: transcription factor TFIIIC complex. Gene Ontology annotation, molecular function: protein binding. Lineage: Eukaryota; Metazoa; Arthropoda; Insecta; Diptera; Drosophilidae. Gene Ontology annotation, biological process: transcription by RNA polymerase III.